UUGUACAAAACGCUCCGAUUCCCAAUGAAACCCAAUAGCUAUUGCACAAUAGGGAUUGAUUUUCAAUUCUAUUUGCAUAUAAAGUGCGGGGAAACAGCUACAGAAGCAAAACUAUCUGAUCAACGGAAGAAUAACCACUGGGUAUCAUCACUUCACGAGUCUAAAAUGUUUCAAAAGCUGUUCGCCGUUCUCUCGUACCUCGUCAUUUCUACGACCUGCACUAUCUUACAUCAGCAGCCGAUUCCCUUACUACUUGGUCUACAAAAUCAUGAUGAUCCCAACUACAGUUUUGCUUACAACGUAAACGAUCCUCACACUGGUGAUGUUAAAAGCCAGCAUGAAAGCAGAAGGGGUGACGUUGUUCUCGGGCAAUAUUCCUUAGUCCAGCCUGAUGGUGUACAGAGGACAGUAGAUUACAGAGCUGACGUGCAUAGAGGUUUUACUGCCACCGUGAACAAUGAAGCGAGACCAGCUAUUCAUCAAGUAGCACAAACUACAGAAACGCCAGAAGAGCCACUUAGACAAUCAAAUCUGAACGUACACAUUAUCCAUUAUUAUCCAUCCGCGAGCUAUACCACCACCUCGGCUCCUGUGCGUGUUGCUAUAUCCAGAACUUCUUUACAUCAAACUAUUUCAAAUGGACAUUAUCCAUUAGCUUAAAUGGAGGAAGCCGAAGUCAUAAUUAAAGUUAAACCAACAGGCGACGAAAACGGACACCGUCUAAAUUACUAUGCUGCAUUUAUAGCACUUUAUUAUGACUCUUAGUUUUGCAUAGAAAAAGCAACUUUGAUUUAAUGCCUCUUGAAGGGGUGGCUGUUAAUCUGGUCCGCAAUAGAAUUACGUCAAUAUCUAGUUAAAAUGCGGAUUACGAUUGGAAUGAGCAUGAUAAUAACAUAAUUGGUGAACCAGAUGGCCUUGCCAGUACACUGUUACUUACUUCCAAGGGAAAUUGCCUUUAUCCACACUGUAAACUUAAUGCCAGUCCUAUGACUAAUGCUAAUAAAGAUACCUUUCCUAUGCAUUUGUAACAUUUUAUGACUAAGUAAUGUGAGUUUAAAUAAAAGAUAGCAAUU
This is a messenger RNA of Chilo suppressalis (striped riceborer), 1073 nucleotides long. The record is from the annotation of a GenBank genome assembly. Lineage: Eukaryota; Metazoa; Arthropoda; Insecta; Lepidoptera; Crambidae.